Molecule: messenger RNA, 5081 nt
Organism: Aquila chrysaetos chrysaetos
Lineage: Eukaryota; Metazoa; Chordata; Aves; Accipitriformes; Accipitridae
Gene: PIK3CB
Product: phosphatidylinositol-4,5-bisphosphate 3-kinase catalytic subunit beta
Exons: 25
Coding region: 495-3695 (1066 amino acids)
Biological process (GO): phosphatidylinositol 3-kinase/protein kinase B signal transduction; phosphatidylinositol-3-phosphate biosynthetic process; cell migration
Cellular component (GO): plasma membrane; cytoplasm; phosphatidylinositol 3-kinase complex
Molecular function (GO): 1-phosphatidylinositol-3-kinase activity; 1-phosphatidylinositol-4-phosphate 3-kinase activity
Source: RefSeq, a predicted model, not a curated record
UGGCUGCCUGUGUAUCAUGAAGCUCGCUGCUUAACAACAGAAAUAAGGCACUUGUCAGGCAGAAGCAAUGCGUCAGUGCAAAAUGGAAUUCGCAAGACUGAAGUUUACACGAGGCAACAACAAAAUCUACUGUGCCAUUCUGUUAGGCAACAAAGGAAGAAGGGAAGUCAAGUGAAGUUACCACAUUCCUGCGGUAUGAAGAAGCAGCAUGAUGUUCAGAAACAAUGCCUGUAGUACUGAGCAGCCUUAAAAGAACUGGUUAAAAGCAGGAAGGGGAAUUAUUAAUUGAUACACUCAGCAGACGGGCUGUGAAGGUGUCUGACACACGGUCACAUUUAAGUCAUCUUGUGGAACCUUCUGAGAAAACAAGGGUAAUAGUAAGAAAAUGGUGUUUAAUAAAAGUGUCCUCACUACACAGUCAGACUGAAACAGGAACAGGUUCUCUGGAGUAAGUAUUAGAGGCCAUGUGGUUAUGAUAUUACUGAGAUUCCAUAAUGCCUCCUGCCGUGACAGACAGCCUUGACAUCUGGGCAGUGGAUUCACAGAUUGGUGCUGAUGGCUCAAUAUCUGUGGACUUCCUCUUGCCCACUGGAAUCUACAUCAACUUGGAUGUCCCUCGAGAUGCCACCAUAUCUCAUAUUAAACAGCUGUUAUGGAAGCAGGCACAUGCCUAUCCACUCUUUCAUCUCCUCAUGGAGAUAGACUCUUACAUGUUCUCAUGCGUGAAUCAGACUGCUGUACAUGAAGAAUUAGAGGAUGAAACACGGAGACUUUGUGAUGUUAGACCCUUUCUUCCUGUCCUUAAACUAGUGACAAGGAAUUGCGAUCCAGGAGAAAAGUUGGAUUCCAAAAUAGGUGUCCUUAUAGGCAAAGGUCUCCAUGAGUUUGAUGCCUUACAAGAUCCUGAAGUGAAUGACUUCCGAGCUAAAAUGCGGAGGAUCAGUGAGGAAAAGAUUCAGUCGCUUGUGGGUCUCUCCUGGAUGGACUGGUUAAAGCACACUUACCCACCAGAACAGGAACCUGUUAUCCCAGAGAGCUUCCAAGAUAAACUCUAUAGUGGAAAUCUUGUAGUGGCUGUUCAUUUUGAUAACUGCCAGGACGUAUUUAGUUUUCAGGUGUCUCCUAACAUGAAUCCCAUCAAGCUGAAUGAGCUGGCAAUCCGAAAACGUUUGACUAUCCAUGGAAAAGAAGAUGAGGAAGUUGAUCCUGCUGACUAUGUGCUGCAAGUUAGCGGAAGGCUAGAAUAUGUUUUUGGUGAUCACCCAUUAAUUCAGUUUCAGUAUAUACGCAACUGUGUGAUGAACAGGACUCUUCCUCAGCUGACUCUAGUUGAGUGUUGCACCAUAAAGAAAAUGUGCGAGCAGGAGAUGAUUGCCAUAGAAGCUGCCAUAAACCGAAAAUCGUCCAACCUUCCUCUUCCUCUGCCACCAAAAAAAACAAGAACAACAACUAGUGUGUGGGAUAUUUCCAACCCUUUCAAGAUAAUUCUGUUAAAGGGUAAUAAACUAAAUACAGAAGAAAAUGCCAAAGUUCAUGUUAGGGCUGGUCUUUUCCAUGGUACAGAGCUCCUUUGUAAAACUAUUGUAAGCACAGAAAUAUCUGGGAGAAGUGACCACAUUUGGAAUGAAGUACUGGAGUUUGAAAUAAAUGUCUGUGAUCUACCAAGAAUGGCAAGGCUCUGCUUUGCAGUUUAUGCUGUGAUGGAUAAGAUGAAAACUAAAAAGUCAACCAAGGCAAUGAAUCCUUCCAAAUACCAAACCAUUAGGAAAGCAGGAAAAGUGCAUUAUCCUGUAGCCUGGGUAAAUACCAUGGUAUUUGAUUAUAAAGGACAGUUGAAGAAUGGAGAACUGGUACUGCACAGCUGGUCAUCAUUUCCUGAUGAACUUGAAGAAAUGUUGAAUCCAAUGGGAACCGUCCAGACUAACCCUUACACUGAAAAUGCAACAGCUUUGCACGUUAAAUUUCAAGAAUAUUCAAAACAGCCUAUUAAUUACCCUCCCUUUGAUAAGAUACUUGAAAAGGCAGCUGAGAUUGCAAGAAGCAGUGACAAUGCUGCAAUGGCGGGUCGAGGUGGUAAGAAGUUUUAUAUUGUGCUAAAAGAAAUAAUGGAAAGAGAUCCUUUAUCUCAACUCUGUGAAAAUGAAAUGGAUCUUAUUUGGACUUUGCGAUAUGACUGUCGUGAAAAUUUUCCACAAUCAUUGCCUAAACUGCUGCUUUCUUUAAAAUGGAACAAACUUGAAGAUGUUGCUCAGCUUCAGGCUCUCCUUCAGAUAUGGCCCAAGCUGCUGCCUAGAGAAGCAUUAGAAUUGUUGGAUUUCAAUUAUCCAGACCAGUAUGUCAGAGAAUAUGCAGUGGGUUGUUUAAAACAAAUGAGUGACGAAGAGCUCUCUCAGUAUCUUCUUCAACUUGUGCAAGUCCUGAAAUAUGAACCUUUUCUUGAUUGUGCGCUGUCCAGAUUUCUGUUAGAGAGAGCACUCGCUAAUAGGAGAAUAGGACAGAUGUUGUUUUGGCAUCUAAGGUCAGAGGUUCACAUACCUGCCGUUUCAGUACAGUUUGGUUUGAUACUUGAAGCUUACUGCCGAGGAAGUGUUGCUCAUAUGAAAGUGCUUGCUAAACAGGUGGAAGCCCUUAAUAAAAUGAAGACUUUAAAUAGUCUAAUUAAGCUGAAUGCCAUGAAGCAAAGCAAAGCAAAAGGAAAAGAUGCAAUGCAUACAUGCUUGAAACAAAAUGCUUACAGAGAAGCACUUUCUGACCUCCAGUCUCCUCUGAAUCCUUCUGUUAUACUUUCAGAACUACAUGUUGAGAAGUGUAGAUAUAUGGAUUCUAAAAUGAAGCCUCUAUGGAUAGUAUACAACAAUAAAAUGUUUGGAGGAGAUCUUGUAGGGAUCAUCUUUAAAAAUGGUGAUGAUCUCCGACAGGACAUGUUGACGCUCCAGAUUUUGCGUUUGAUGGACAUACUUUGGAAAGAAGCUGGUCUGGAUCUCCGGAUAUUGCCAUAUGGCUGUUUAGCAACUGGAGAUCACUCUGGUCUUAUAGAGGCUGUUUCUAGUUCAGAAACCAUUGCUGACAUUCAGUUAAAUAGUAGCAAUGUUGCUGCUGCUGCUGCAUUCAACAAAGAUGCUCUCUUAAACUGGCUGAAGGAAUACAAUUUAGGAGAUGACUUGGAUCGAGCCAUUGAAGAAUUUACUCUGUCUUGUGCUGGCUACUGUGUAGCUACUUAUGUAUUGGGGAUUGGUGACAGACACAGUGACAAUAUCAUGGUCAGAAAAAAUGGUCAGCUCUUUCAUAUAGAUUUUGGGCAUAUUCUUGGAAACUUCAAGUCCAAGUUUGGAAUUAAAAGGGAACGGGUACCUUUCAUACUCACCUAUGAUUUCAUUCAUGUUAUUCAACAAGGAAAAACAGGGAACACUGAAAAAUUUGGUCGGUUCCGCCAGUGUUGUGAAGAAGCAUACUUGAUUCUGCGAAAACAUGGAAACCUAUUUAUUACACUCUUUGCACUGAUGUUAACUGCAGGGCUUCCAGAGCUAACCUCUGUCAAGGACAUCCAGUAUCUCAAGGACUCUCUCGCCUUAGGGAAGAGUGAGGAAGAAGCACUAAAACAAUUUAAGCAAAAGUUUGAUGAAGCACUCCGGGAAAGUUGGACUACUAAAGUGAACUGGAUGGCUCACACUGUUCGAAAAGAUUACAGAUCCUAGAAAAGUUUUGCAUUUGCACUAAGCCGAAUGUUACCUUGAUAAGUGUUUUUAAAGGGGAUCUGUAGUAUGGACCAACAAAACUUCUAAGUAAGAAAGAAAACAACAACAAAAAGAAAUGGGCCGAAAAAAUUCCUGAGUCUUUUGCACUCUGCUUCUGAAUGCUUCAUUCCAAGACUGUCUCUACAAAUAGUGAACAUCCUGGAUAAUCAGUUCCUGCUGAUUUUGCACGCUGAGAGCUACUAGGCAUUUUUAAAAAUUCUUUGGUACUUUAUGGAGGUGUAAAUAUUUGUUUUUAUAUGUUAGGGUAAUGUGCUCUAACAUACUCAGGAGGUUUGAAGACCUCUGACAGAACUGUUCUCUGUUUAAAGUUGGGACUUGAAGAGUAAAUUUUUUUUAUAUCCUAAUCUGGCUAAAAAUGACCAUAUUGUGUAUAUUUUUCAUAUGAACUCUGCCCUACUGGCACAGAUGCAUUACUUCUACUGUAAAUAGCAACCACAGUAUCAUUGUACUACAGGGAGCUGCUUAAUGUCUUCUACUGCUGCCGAAAGAAGAGUACAUAUUGGGGGUGGGUGGGGGGUGGGCUGACCUUUAAAAGUGAUGCAGCAUCCAGAUGUUCAGAGUUGCACAAUUUUGUUCCUCUGACAUAACACACUCAAAACAGAAGCCCUUCAGUAAGAGGAAGGUUAGGCCAAUUCCAAACAUGUCUGAGAAUCCCUGGUGGGUAAUGGUCUCCCAUUCGGCCGCUGGGGCUUUGUUUUCAACUCUUAGAGAGGCAUGUUUAUUUCAGGUUCAGCAAGAAGCUUCUUACAGCCUUACAUUGAAACUUGUAUCUCAGAUUAGUUGUGCCAUGCAAAUGUACUGACUUAUGUAUGGAAAAUUUUCAUUAAAUAUACUACGCAUAGUGAUUUUUUUAGAGCACACAUACCAAAAAAACCCAAAUGUUUGGAAAAGCAAGUGUUUAUGGGAAAAGAUCAUUCCAUAAAACACCAGUGAGAAGUCAUUAAUCUUUUCUUUCUAUAUUUAUUAAAAGCUUGCAGUAACGUUGCUUUACCAAGAUUUAUAUGUUGAAGAUGGUUGCUUGAAGAAACUGGAUUUGUUUUAAUUUAUUUAGCGAGGGUACCAGGCUUUUAGGUGCUUAAAUGGAGAGCAAAUUUGUUACGUGCAAUAGGGAACUGCUGGUUAAAAGAUGUAACAUACUGUUUCUGAACAUCAGCAAGAUAGACUUUAACUACUGCUUGUUCUCCAAGGAACGCUGGUAGCUCUCAAUUCUUGUUGACAUUUGAAAGAGAAUUAAACAUAUAUAUUUACUUUUUGACUAAACAGUUGUUUUGCAUAGAGAUGUUGUUUUAUGUAGGAAUUUAAUUAAAGGUGGUUUUAAUUUGUUGA